Triplophysa dalaica is the source of this 2543-nucleotide messenger RNA. RefSeq names its product MFNG O-fucosylpeptide 3-beta-N-acetylglucosaminyltransferase (gene mfng). The record is from RefSeq and is a predicted model, not a curated record. Gene Ontology annotation, cellular component: membrane. NCBI's taxonomy places the organism in Eukaryota, Metazoa, Chordata, Actinopteri, Cypriniformes, Nemacheilidae. The transcript has 8 exons. Gene Ontology annotation, molecular function: O-fucosylpeptide 3-beta-N-acetylglucosaminyltransferase activity. The coding region runs from base 367 to 1458 and encodes 363 amino acids. Gene Ontology annotation, biological process: regulation of Notch signaling pathway.
CCUCCGCUAUGACAGAUCGCGUGAGGCAUCGGGUAGGAUCCACGCUGAAUUUCAAUCGUACUAUAACCCUUUUUAUGGAUUUAUACCUGUGCAACUAUACUUUUUCUUUUAGGACCAUGGUUUCUGUUUCAUGUCGAACCGUUAAGGCACCUAAUAGGCACUUCAUUUAGGGUUCCUUUGUUUCCGCUGUACUUGGGGAAACAUUCAAUGACAUUUGAUUUGUAAAUUAUACAUCAGUCCGAACACGGACCUCCAAUGUUUUUGUUUUUAAACAAUCGCACCUUACCGGAGGAUGCCGUUUCCAACGCAAACGACGUCUAGCCUACUACAUUUAGGCUUCAUGAAUAUGUGACCAUUGACUCGAAGAUGACCCUGAGGAGGCUGUUUCAUGCUUUGCCUGUCGUUGCUUUGACUCUUUUCGUCCUGGUUUUGCUGAAUUUGCAACUGCGCACCCGGAGUGACCUGCAGCCUGGCGCGCAUCUUGCGCACGGACUGGUGCGGAGUCAGGCGAACUCUGGUUGGAGGACCGCAGGCAAAAAGUAUGCUGAUGAUGCAGUCUCAGACGAACACAAGCCGACAGCUCAAAGUUGGAAAGAGACUAACCCAAAAUCACUUCUGGAGAUCAGCGAUAUCUUCAUUGGUGUGAAAACCACUGGCAGGUUCCACAAAACACGCCUUGCUCUGCUGUUGGAGACCUGGAUCUCCAGAACUAAAGACCAUACGUUCAUCUUUACGGACAGCUCAGAUGAAGACAUUUCACGUGAAGGAUUCAAUGUCGUGGUCACCAACUGCCCACCAGAACACAGCCAUCAAGCUCUGUCCUGCAAAAUGGCCGCCGAAUACCACCAUUUCAUGGCCUCUGGAAAAAAGUGGUUUUGUCAUGUUGAUGAUGAUAACUACCUGAACCCUGGAGCUCUCCUGUCUUUCCUCUCUGGCUUCUCGGUGGAAAGCGAAAUCUACGUGGGCAAGCCAAGUCUGGAUCGACCAAUGAGAGCUCACGAGCUUAUGAAAGGAAAUAAGACGAGGGAAGUCCGUUUCUGGUUCGCUACAGGAGGGGCCGGAUUCUGUCUGAGCAGGAAGUUGGCUGAGAGGAUGGCACCCUGGGCAAGUGGUCCUAGGUUUGAGCAGACCUCUGAAGUUAUAAUGCUUCCUGAUGAUUGUACGGUGGGCUUCAUAGUUGAGAUACGUCUGGGCAUCUCUAUGGUCCAUAGCAACAUGUUUCACUCCCACCUGGAAAACCUCCUUCGUCUUACCCCCAGUGAUAUCCCCAAACAGGUCACUUUAGGUUAUGGAUGGUUUGAGAAUAAAUUGAACAGCGUGGAACUCAAAGGAGUUUUUACCGAAGAUGAAGAUCCGUCCAGGUUCAGGACAGUCCACUGUCUUCUGUACCCUACAACAAGCUGGUGCCCGGUUGCUCAUAACAAGAAGCUGUCAUGGAAUCAACAAAUCCUUGCAUGAUGCAAUCCCUACCCUGGUGGGAAAAUCUCUUUGUUCUGUUGAACACAAAAGAAGAUAUUUUGAAGAAUGUAGGAAAGCAACAGACCUGGGGCACCAUUGACUAACAUUGUCAUUAUUCCAAUGGUAGUCAAAGGUGGCCAAGAAACGUUUGGUUUCAAGCAUUCUUCUAAAUAUCUUUCUUUGAGUUCAUCAGAACAAAUACACAUUUGGAGAAAUGGGUGAGGAAACAGAAUUUCAUUUUUGGGUGAACUGGUCCUUUAACAGAAGAGCUGCUUCACAGAAGUACAGACUAAAUAUCAACUCAAGAGCUCAACUUUUUCCUUUAUUGUGGCCCAAAGGAAAAGCGCAGUGAAUUUAUCUGUUCAUAAUAUCAGUUUAUGUAUUCUGCUGUAAUGGUCGUGUGUGUCUGUGCUUCAGACCGAAAGCUUGUUUAAAGUCCUGCACAGUGAUGAAAUUGUCCCAUCGGGUGGCCUGGGGGGAAACGUCGAAACCUCAAUUUUAACUGAGCCAGUAUUGUGUUUGGAAUGAAUAUUGGACCAUAUUUUCAUAGUAUUUCAACUGUUUGACACUUUAAGUGUAACUUCUGUUUACAAAUCGCACAUUAUGAGGAUUCGAUUCCUAGAUAGUUCAUACAGUUAGUUAUUAAAUAUGUUGUGUAUCAUGUGUGUCAAUGCACUAUAUACAUUUUAAAGCAAACUGAAAUAUUAUUGUGGUAAAUUCAAUACCAACGGCAAUUAAGUUUGCCAUUCCAAUGUGAUCAAAUGAAUGAUUUUAGCUUUUUUAUUUUAGCAGCGGUUUAAGAAGCGUGAUAAAUCGUGAUAAAAAGUGACAAUGUACACAAUGUUUUGAGGAACAAAAAAUGGUUGUUUGUGUUAUGUUUCUUUAGUAUAGAUGUUUGUGAAAUAUGAUAUUUUUUAUUUGAAUAAUCAACAUUUCAAAUCAAAUUGAUUUUUAUUUUAUUUUUUUAAUACUAUACUGUAUUAUUCUACUUGCACUGUACAUUACUGUUGUAAUAUAUUUUCAUCGUAGCAUAUGUCUACCACGCUAGAGACUUAUCCUGUUUGUUGAAUAAAGACUAUUUUCUA